Molecule: messenger RNA, 2475 nt
Organism: Oryzias latipes (Japanese medaka)
Lineage: Eukaryota; Metazoa; Chordata; Actinopteri; Beloniformes; Adrianichthyidae
Gene: pparaa
Product: peroxisome proliferator-activated receptor alpha a
Biological process (GO): negative regulation of cholesterol storage; positive regulation of transcription by RNA polymerase II; negative regulation of inflammatory response
Cellular component (GO): nucleus
Molecular function (GO): zinc ion binding; nuclear receptor activity; DNA-binding transcription repressor activity, RNA polymerase II-specific
Source: RefSeq, a predicted model, not a curated record
CUCUGUGGCGUUCACCAACCGAGCAGCAGCAGCAGCACAGAUCUUGAAUAUCUGCCCCCCCUCUUCCUCCUCUUUGCUCCCGUGAAGGCAUUCGAGUUGCGAGCGGGGAGAAGAAGAGGGGCGGAUGGAGUUAGCAGCGGGCAGAGGGAGGGAGGAGUUGUGCCUCCCCCCCCACCCCCACCUCAAUGCCAAGUCUUCUGCAUUAUUCAUAUGCCCGGGCCGGAGCUGCGAUCUGACUGGCUGUCUGACCUAGCAUUCAUCCGACAUUGAGCAGCUCUGUUUGCUAACAUUCCUCAUUCAAAGCCUUGUUAACUGCCAGACGGGAGGAACACGCGACUCCAUGGGAAACCCACAUGGCCUCCCCAUUGUGGCAGGGCCCCCGAUAGGCUCUGAUUCUUGAGCGGUAAAUGACAGAAGGGAGCAAAAGGAGCUACGUUAGAAAAGCUGUUAGCUGAGCGUACCAGUGGGAGUGGGUUUGAGGAAAGUGGAUGGAUUUAUUUUUUUGGGGGGAAAAAUUCUUCCUCCAGAGAGACGGACGGAUGUGUAGGGAAGGCGUUUUUCAGGGACUGAGAAUGGGGGGGGGCUCUCAUCGGCGUGCCCGCCUACUCCUUGUAGGAAGAGGAGAAGCUGAGCUCCAUCUCUGCCCUUCUCCUCCACAGCAGCUGCCUUCUGAUGGCUCCAUCAGUUAAACGGCAGAGAUUUACUCCGGAUAGGCGAUUACCCCGGUGUCUCCAAAGCCAUCAGUCUCAGGCUUCGAGGUGGAGAAACGCGAGAGGAGGCGAGCCAGCAGACAGCGGAGCACCAACACGGCACGGGGAAGUGACCUCUGCUCCAGGGUUUUGGUCCCAGAUCUCCACCAUGGCGGCGGAACUGUACAGCCCCCCGUCCCCACUGGGAGAUUCCCUCCUGGACAGUCCUCUGUGUGGAGACUUGAUCGAGGAUCUCCGUAAGAUCUCUGCGUCGAUAGGCGACAACUCGCUGGAAUUCGACUUCCCGGAGUGCCAGAGCAACGACUCCGGGCCCAAAAGCUCCGUUAUGCCGGACCCCUUAACUCCAGCCUCCAGUCCUUCACCAGAGGUGUGUGGAGCGGCCCCGGCAGCAGAGGACAGCGUCGGGCCCCUCAGCCUGGAGUGUCGCGUGUGCUCAGACCGAGCUUCAGGGUUCCACUAUGGCGUGCACGCGUGUGAAGGCUGCAAGGGUUUCUUUAGAAGAACCAUCAGGCUGAAGCUGGAGUACAACAAAUGUGAACGCAACUGUAAGAUCCAGAAGAAGAACCGCAACAAGUGCCAAUACUGCAGGUUCAACAAGUGUCUGAUUGUGGGGAUGUCCCACAACGCCAUCCGCUUCGGUCGCAUGCCGCAUGCAGAGAAGCUGAAGCUGAAGGAGGAAAGCAAGGUGGCAGAAAAGGAAGUUGAAAGCUGCAUGGAGGGAGACGGUAAGACUCUGGUCAGGCAGAUUCACGACGCCUACAUGAAGAGCUUCACCAUGAACAAGGCAAAGGCGCGGCUCAUUCUGACCGGAAAGACAAGCGAACCGCCUUUUAUUAUCCACGACAUGGACACGUUUCAGCUAGCUGAGAGGACGCUAGCUGCCUACAUGGCCCACAUGGUAAAAGGUGAGCGUUUGGAGUCAGAAAGCGAGCUUCGGGUUGAACACGUGACUCCAGCCGGGGAGUCUGAGGAGCUCCAGCAGAGGGAGGCCGAAGCCAGACUGUUCCACUGCUGCCAGAGCACGUCGGUGGAGACGGUCACCGAGCUGACGGAGUUCGCCAAGGCCAUGCCAGACUUCCAGACCCUGGAUUUAAACGAUCAGGUGACCCUUCUGAAAUAUGCGGUCCACGAAGCGCUUUUCACCCUUUUGGCGUCCUGUAUGAACAAAGAUGGUCUCCUAGUGGCUCGAGGAAGAGGCUUUAUCACACGCGAGUUCCUAAAGAGUCUCCGACGACCGUUUAGCGACAUGAUGGAGCCAAAGUUCCAGUUUGCGACGCGCUUCAACUCAAUGGACUUGGACGACAGUGACCUGGCGCUUUUCGUGGCCGCCAUCAUUUGCUGUGGAGACCGUCCAGGUCUGGUGGACAUACCGGUGGUGGAGCGGCUGCAGGAGAGCAUCAUUCAGGCGUUGCGGCACCACCUGCUGGCCAAUCACCCCGACGACACUUUCCUGUUCCCCCGACUGCUGCAGAAGCUGGCUGACCUCAGGGAGCUCGUCACAGAGCACGCGCAGCUCAUUCAGGAAAUCAAAACACUAGAGGACACAUCGCUGCACCCCCUCCUGCAAGAAAUAUACAAAGACAUGUACUGAUUGGGCUUCUACCAAUGUAGGGAGACUACAAGCAGGAGAUUUGGGUGUACACAAGUCCUUAUGUAGCAGGUAAAUGGAAUAGGCUCGGAAAAAAAUAAUUCUGUGUAAAGAAAACAAUAACCACUUGCAGUUUUCAAAUAUUUUGUUUUAGGCUUUUCUGUAAAAUGUCAUUUU